Molecule: messenger RNA, 1056 nt
Organism: Daldinia caldariorum
Lineage: Eukaryota; Fungi; Ascomycota; Sordariomycetes; Xylariales; Hypoxylaceae
Exons: 3
Coding region: 1-1056 (351 amino acids)
Source: RefSeq, a predicted model, not a curated record
AUGAUAGGCGUCAUGACUAUGAUGAUCGUGUUAUGUACAGCCUUCACCUUGGCAAGAAUGUGCACCAGAUACUUUAUAAACCAGCAUCUCUGGUGGGAUGACUGGGCAAUGUUCUUUGCUUGGAUGGGUACUAUCUGCCUUUGCGCAUUACAGCUUCUAAUGAUGAAACAUGGAGGCGGAGUGAAUAUAUGGGAUGUUCCAAACGAUGAACUGAAGAGAUUCCUCGAACUUUUCCUGGAUGUUCAAAUGGUUGCGCGGGUCUCCAUCUUCUUCGCCCGAUUGUCUAUCCUGCUCCUUUAUAUCCGAAUAUUCUUCCCGAUAGGAGCCGGAAGGUCAGCGUUCUGGUGGGUCAUACAGAUUGUCAUAUGGCUCAAUCUCCUUUAUACGAUUGCUCUUAUUCUUGUGACCACGCUACAAUGCGUUCCUUACCACCUAUCAUGGGGUCAUAGUUGCGUCAACCAGUGGCUGGUAUUGGUAAUGGCUUCGACGAUCAACAUUAUCACAGAUAUUGCGGUGCUUAUAAUUCCUAUCGCUUCCAUAUCGAAGCUGCAUACGGCAAGAAAGAGGAAAUGGGCUAUCUGGGCCUUAUUCGCCUUUGGCGCGUUAGCACCACUAGUUAGUAUUGCGCGACUCGCUUACCAGAUACCCGAGGGAAAUGGUGAGAAUAGGACGGUCAUAUAUCCGAUUGUAUUAAUCAUGGCGACUGCAGAGCAAGCCGUCGCUAUGAUCGUUGGGUCGGCGCCGGUGGCGAGUACUUCGGUUGUAAGAUUAUUAUGGCGGAGAAAGCCUAUCCCCGCUCAUAACAGAGGCAUUUCGCAACGUAUUUGGCCGGGCAGAGAGAGGACAGACCAACUAGAGAGGAAAAGCCCGAGAGGCGUCCCAGAUCCUUUUCAUAUCACGGUUGCCACGUGGGAAAACAGUACCGACGUCCUAUAUUCGGGGAACACAACCAGACAGAGGGAUGGCAACAGCGAAUCCAUAGAAAUGGAGCCUAGAACACCUCCUGACAUCAAAAGGGCAACACCCCGAAGAGUGUCACUGGAAGCUGUGGUCUAG